AUGGCCUCGAACGAUAUUGUAGUCCUCGGGAUAUCUAACCUUAGUAUCCAUGCGCGCUUUAGAGCAGGGGUCAUUGGCCUUACGACGGCGAUGCUGCUCUCUCAAGACCCCGAGAACCAUGUCACAGUCGCCGCAAAGCAUAUGCCAGGGGACUACGAUAUCGAAUACACUUCACCGUGGGCGGGUGCUAAUUACCUCCCAGUCGGCCAAGAGAAUCACUUGAUCGGGCAAUGGGAAAAAGCGACAUGGCCGCACCUUCGGGAAUUGGCCCAGAACUGCCCUGAAGCAGGCAUCCAUUUUCAGGCGUGCAAGUAUCGUGAAUUAUCCUCAGAUGAGCUCAAUCCCGAGAUCGACAAUGCCAACAGCUUUACUUCCGUCUGCAUCAAUACGGCCCUCUAUCUACCAUGGCUAGUUGGUCAAUGCAGAAAGAAUGGAGUCGUGUUUAAAAGGGCUAUUGUCGAUCACAUCUCAAAAGCCGCUGAUCUUCAUCACUCCGGGAAGAAGGCAAAUGUCGUGGUGAAUUGCACUGGGUUGUCUGCUCGUAGCUUGGGGGGUGUCAUGGAUACGACCCUCAUGCCAGCGAGAGGCCAGAUUGUUGUUGUUCGAAACGAUCCUGGUUUGAUGGCUACGAUCUCUGGAACGGAUGACGGCGAUGAUGAGGCUACGUAUAUUAUGACGCGCGCUUCUGGCGGGGGCACUAUUCUUGGCGGAUCAUACCAAAAGAACAAUUGGGAUCCCAACCCCGAUCCAAAUCUAGCAAUUCGAAUCAUGAAAAGAUGCAUCGAAUUGUGUCCCGGUUUAGUAGGCGAAGGCCAAGGUAUCGAAGCUCUCAGUAUCAUUCGACACGGUGUCGGUUUGCGCCCACUUCGCGAGAGUGGUCCUCGCAUAGAGAAACAGAAGUUUGAUGAUUUCUGGGUGGUUCACAACUAUGGACAUGCAGGCUAUGGGUAUCAGACAUCUUACGGGAGUGCAGCCGAUGCAGUGGCAUUAGUGAACCAAGCUCUACAGCACGCGAAGAGAGCGAAGCUGUAG
Messenger RNA from Talaromyces atroroseus, 1032 nucleotides. RefSeq lists its product as hypothetical. Lineage: Eukaryota; Fungi; Ascomycota; Eurotiomycetes; Eurotiales; Trichocomaceae. The transcript is spliced from 5 exons. Bases 1 to 1032 code for a protein of 343 amino acids. Gene Ontology annotation, molecular function: FAD binding; D-amino-acid oxidase activity. The record is from RefSeq and is a predicted model, not a curated record.